Molecule: messenger RNA, 1516 nt
Organism: Cephus cinctus (wheat stem sawfly)
Lineage: Eukaryota; Metazoa; Arthropoda; Insecta; Hymenoptera; Cephidae
Product: peptidyl-prolyl cis-trans isomerase
Exons: 6
Coding region: 327-1475 (382 amino acids)
Biological process (GO): protein peptidyl-prolyl isomerization
Molecular function (GO): peptidyl-prolyl cis-trans isomerase activity
Source: RefSeq, a predicted model, not a curated record
UUCCUCAAUGUACACUGAAAUUCUUUGAGAACGUACUACAGGAUCAAAUUUAUGCGUUACUUACCCCAAAAAAAGAAUAUAUUAUCACACACAAAUUUUUGCAUUGCUAUUGUAGAAUACGAAAUGUUUGUUUACAUAUUUUUUUUACAUUUUGUAACGGUCAAUCGGACUAGGAUUUUUCAGAAAAUCCAAAAAAAAGGAGCAUCAUCCUAUCCAUGAUGUUAGACAGCUUCCAAAAAAUGUAUCAAAUUUCAACAUAACCAAUUCGAUGUAAUAAUUUUGUGAAAUUAAAAGUGUAGAGUUCAGUAUUAAAGAAUACAAGAAAAAUGAGGAAGAAAAAGAUUUUGAAAAUUCUAGGACGGGAACCACCAUCCCGCUAUCUGCCAGGCCAGGUUGACGAUGCUGAAGAGCGCAGGGAUCACAAUAUAUACGUGGAACAUCGUAUCAACGUUAUGUGCGCUAAACCAAAAAUUGACAAUAAACCGCCAAAAUUUAUACCGGAAAUAUUUUUAAAAUCUCAGCGGCUUUGCGAGGAUGCAGAUAGGAUGCGGAUGAUAGAUAAGGAAAAUCUUGACCUGAUAAAGAACAUCAAUAUCAUCUUCAGAACAAAAGGCAAAGUGGAUUGCUGGAAUCCUGAUAUUUUUUACAAGUUAAUAAUGGAUAACCAAGAAUCAGAAAAUAUGAAGCUAAUGAAGGCCAACAGGAAAAUUCGAAGAGCUAUUGCUAAAAGGGAAACAAUCUAUUCGAGAAAAGAAUUUUUACGUGACUGGAAGCGAAUCGAGACUACAUUAGAAAAAGUUAGCAGAUAUCCCCUAAUAUGGAAAGAUCCAAGAAUUGUCAAAGAAACCGAUUCGAUAGUCGUGGAUAAAAAAUUGAGCUCUGCAAAAAAUCACUCACGACCACGAUGCUUUUUUGACAUAGAAUUACAAAAUACCAAAGAAAAACUAGGACGAAUAGUUUUUGAACUUUACUCAGAUUUUGUGCCUCGUACGUGCGCAAACUUCGAAGCCUUUUGUCGGGGUCACAAUGGGCUCUCCUAUAAAGGGACUUCAUUCUUUAACAUACUACCUGGAUACUGGUGUCAGGGAGGUGACGUCACGAAAUAUAAUGGUACUGGAGGUACUUCUAUUUAUGGCGAGACUUUUCAAGAUGAAAACUUCAACCUGAGACAUGCAAGAACCGGCGUGCUGUCUAUGUGGAGUAAUGGAGAGCACACAAACAAUUCGAAAUUCAAUCUAACUUUUAGAAAACUUCGGACAAUGAACGGAAAGAGAGUCGUGUUUGGAAAAGUGAUAAAGGGUCUAAGAAAUCUUUUUAAAAUUGAGGAACUCGGUGCGAAAAGUGGAAAACCAUUGAAGACUGUCGUCGUAGGAAAAUGCGGUGUACUCGAUGAAAGGAAAGAAUCGUUAACAUGGUCGAUUGAAAACAAAGAUUCACAGAUGAUAGAAUUGAAAGAAGAACAACAAUCAAUGUAAUGAUUAUUGAUGAAAUAAAAAAGUCAAUUGUUUUAUCUUAA